UACAUCUUGCCUCAGCUCGGAUUAUUACAUGUGCUAGGCGCAGUAGUAUGACGUAAGUGCAGCGACGUGCCGGCGCUGGUGACGUGUCUGUGUUGAUGUGUGAUGCCGUAAUGGCGGUGGAUAUCACUUUGCUGUUCAAGGCGAGCGUGAAAACAGUGAAGACGCGCAACAAGGCGAUCGGCGUCGGACCGGAGAGUCCAAAGGAUGAGCUCUUACGGAGAAACAGACCGAAAAACAGCUUCUCCAGCAAAGCCAAAGAAGUGAUCUCCAACAUCACCAAGCUAAAGGAUUUCCUGCUACAGCACAGGAAGGACUAUGUGAAUGCCGGCAGUUUACUCUCCUCAGAUGUGACUCAUAUGACAGAUUGUGAGAGAGACCAGAUUGAUCAGGACGCUCAGAUUUUCAUGAGAACGUGUUCGGAUGCCAUCAAACAGUUGAGAACGGAAGAGAAGACGGUGAUUUCUGCUCAGAUGAAGGAGCAUCGUGGGGCUGUGCUGGACUUGAUAGAAGUCUACCUUAAAGGCGUGUGUAAGCUGUACUCGGAGCAAAGAGCGAUCCGUGUGAAGAGAGUGGUGGAUAAGAAGAGGCUGUCUCGGCUGGAACCGGAACAUAAAAUAAAAAUGGGAAAACCUCAAAGCGAAGAUACGGAGAAAACCGUGUCAGAGGAAAGCAGUGAGAAGCCAACGUGUGAUAUUGGUGUUGACCUGUGGGAGGACAGCAAAGUGGAGGACGAUCUCUCUCCUGAGGAAAUUCAGAUGUUUGAGCAGGAGAAUCAAAGGCUGGUGAGUGAGAUGAAUAGCCUGGUGGAUGAAGUAAGGCAGAUUGAAGGGAAGGUGGUGGAAAUCUCUCGGCUACAGGAGAUUUUUUCUGAGAAAGUUCUGCAACAGGAGACCGAAAUCGAUAAUAUACAUCAGCUGGUUGUUGGAACAACAGAAAAUGUUAAAGAAGGGAAUGAAGACAUUCGAGAGGCGAUUAAGAACAAUGCAGGUUUCCGUGUCUGGAUCCUCUUCUUCCUGGUGAUGUGCUCCUUCUCUCUGCUCUUCCUGGACUGGUAUGACAGCUAAAUUCUGAGAAUACAUCCACUAACAUCCAACCGGACAUGAUGCCAGAUGGGACUGAUGAUGCUAAGAUGCUUAAGCUGAAUCCACGUGUUUUUUUUUCCAAUUGCUAACACACAAUUUUUCAAACUUUUUUUUUUAUAAAUUUUAUCAAAAUAACACAAUUCACAAAACCACACACCCAAACUGCAAGAUACCUUGUAUCCUGCAAAAUGAAGCACUGCAACUGAAACUACACAGUAUUAUCAAAAUCAAACUUUUGCAUGAAAUGGCACACACUUCAUUCAUAUUACCAGAUUUUUGCCUAACCAACUACACACUGUUGGGCAUAACGCGAAGCACCCCAUCUUUAGUAUGCUUUGCCAUAAUACUAAAAUAUGUAUCAGAUAGUUCACAUGCACAGAAAUAUUUGCAGAUACACACACAUGCUGUUGCAACAUUUUUUUUUUUUUUUUCCACUACAGUAAACAAGUCAGUGCAACAUAUGCACAGCAGAUAUAUUUACAUGGGACUGAGCAAAAAUACUUACAAAAAACAGUAAACUGAAAAUGAAAAUUUCAGAAAAAAUAUUACAGUAAAAAAAAAGAGGCAGGAAAAAUAAUUCGGCAGCAUCUUGCUGCACAGUCGGGUCUGGCCCCAACGGCUCGUCAACAUCAAAAGAGGCAUGCACACAAAGGGCUGCCGGUCGUAUACCUUCCACUGCCAUGCCGAAAAGAACCUUUCUAUGGGGUUCAGAAAUGGUGAGUAUGGUGGCAGAGUAUAGUUAAUAAAAGACCUCUAGCGCCUCCACCAGGUGAGCUCUGGUGCUGAUGUUAGGGAUGUGUAUAGUGGUGCUGAAGGCGUCGAGCAUCUCCAUUUUCUGCAGGACGUCUUUACGACUUGUGGUGCCGAUGAUGAGCGGCUUACGGCCCUGCAGAUAUUAUCACAUCAAACACAUAUUAUACACACACACAAUAUUAAAAAGAAUGUUACAGAGAUGUGUGAUACACACCUGAGGUGGCACUUUCUUCAGUAAAACUAGCAAUGCUUGGAGGACAAGGUUAGAGAAUCUUGGGCCAAUGGGAACAUAAUCUGUGGGUCGUUAUGAGGAAAUGAGGAUAAUCAGUUUGCAAAAAGUGGGAAAUCUAAAACACAACACAAAGGCACAAGCAGGGUGUGAGUGAGACUCACCGAGCAGGCGUUCAAUGUCGUCCACCACCACACAGCUGAGCUGUGACUUAUAAGCAUCAUCAAAAAUCUGUGUUGUAUAGCAACACACACACAAACAGUAAAGAAAGAUGUUUCCAUGCAAGAAGUAAGGAUUUGACUGAGGUUGAUAUCACUGGGUGUGAGAUCAGACCACUUCUGUGACGGUUCAAGUCCACCUCAAAGUGAUUUAAGCUUUUCUCUCAGUACUUUUAUACAUUUAAUAUUUAUUUUAUUCCUAAAUCAAUUUCAGCUCCUUGCCUAAGGACUGUACAUAAAAUGAUCAAAUAUGUGUUAUACUAUAUUACAGGUAAUAUAUACACACACAUAUAAAAUGAAAGCCAUGUAAAUGAUAGGAAUAUCCAGAAUGUUUUUCUUUAUUAAAAAGUGAAUUGCAAUUCUCUAGAAAA
Molecule: messenger RNA, 2653 nt
Organism: Tachysurus fulvidraco (yellow catfish)
Lineage: Eukaryota; Metazoa; Chordata; Actinopteri; Siluriformes; Bagridae
Product: syntaxin-18-like
Exons: 11
Coding region: 96-1064 (322 amino acids)
Biological process (GO): retrograde vesicle-mediated transport, Golgi to endoplasmic reticulum; intracellular protein transport
Cellular component (GO): membrane; SNARE complex; endoplasmic reticulum
Molecular function (GO): SNAP receptor activity
Source: RefSeq, a predicted model, not a curated record